This is a messenger RNA of Spathaspora passalidarum NRRL Y-27907, 2029 nucleotides long. RefSeq lists its product as uncharacterized. The annotation marks the transcript as partial. The transcript has a single exon. NCBI's taxonomy places the organism in Eukaryota, Fungi, Ascomycota, Pichiomycetes, Serinales, Debaryomycetaceae. The record is from RefSeq and is a predicted model, not a curated record. Gene Ontology annotation, molecular function: DNA binding. Gene Ontology annotation, biological process: regulation of DNA-templated transcription.
AACAGAAAAAGCAUAACAAUUAUGAGUGCAUCUUCAGGACUUGUACCAAUAUCCGGUAAUUCACGAAGCAUAUCUGCGAAAAAUGGAUCUGAUUCCGGAUUUACAAACGGUUCACUGCAACCUUCAUCCAUAUUCCCCACCCAGACAUACAAUGGCUAUGGAUAUACCGCACCUAUUGGAUACAACCACCGUGGUAUUGAUGAUGUGACUAGAAUCAACAUGUCUUUACAAUCAGGCAUUGAAUCUGAAACCAAGUGGGCAUUGAGCACAUUAUGUCGACUUUCAUUGAAUCCUAACUUCAACUUUGAACAUGGUGAUGGAACUUUCUUGGGAUUUGAAUUGUUCAAAUAUUUCAUUAGACCAUAUCAAUUAAUCAACGAGAAGAAGUAUGAAUUGGUUACUCAAGAUGUGAUUAGUUUUAGUUUGGAUUCGUUGUUAAGUUUAAGAAACGCGGCUCAGGAUUUACACAAUCAGCAAUGGUUAUCCCAAAUCAAGCAAUUUAAAAAGUAUUUGCUUGAAGCUUUGAAAUUCUUGACUAAUUGGUUUUAUCAACCUGAUUUCCAAAUUCCUGCGUUAAAGAAGUACGAAAAUCAAUUUUUGGAGGCAUUGACUUAUUUGAUUGAUUUACUCGAACCUUUAACUUGUUAUUAUGUGGAGAAUACUAGGCAUGAUCCUUUGUUUCAUACUUUAUUACAAGCAUUAGUGGCUACCCAUGAUAAGAAUUUAUUUGUCAAUAUUCUAAACUGUAUUUCUCAUUUAUUGAUUAUUCGUGAUAGAAAAAUUAAGUUUGUUGACGAAGAAGAAGAAAACGAUAAGGAAAAGAAACAAUUGAUGGAAGAAGAAGACGAUGUUGAUGAAAGAAUAACCAAUAAUUGUAUUGACUCUAUAACCAGCAGUCAAUUAGAGUUGAUAGUCAAUACAUUAUUAGUGGCUGAUAAUGAAAUGAAUAACGCGGUAUUGGAAUUUCUUAAAAUGUAUUUGAAUUCCGAAGCAAUUCAUCACGACUUCAUAUCAUCACCAAUCAAAGAUUCUCAAAAGUAUAGAUUACAAAAGUUAUUACAGUUAUCUUCCACCAAAGCCAAUUUCAAUACUUUGGUUAAACAAUUACCCAGAUUAAUCAUAUCUCACCUACCAUUAAAUGAUCCAAGUUCAAUAAAACCAAUACCUCCAUUAAAUCUUACCAAAAGAUCAGAUUUCGCAGGAGUUCCUUCGACAUUACCGGACUUGCCGGAAGAAUUGUACAGUUUGAUUGUUCGAUUUUCCGAACCAUUAAGAGCAACUACGUGGUUACGUUGCUGUUACGAAACAUUCACUCCAUUAUCCAAACCAGAUGAGCUGGCCGAGAACUCUUCUGAUGUUAUUCCUGGAGAAGUCACUCAAAUCUCGUUAUGGAAAGCUUAUGAAAAGCAAUUUCAAGAAGUAUGGGAUCCACCUAGUGGACAAACCAACCCAGAGUUCAAACAGCUUUUACCAGCAGUUGAGUUUAUCAAAAAUGUGUCGAAGGCAUUCCCUAGUUCCGAAGCCAUGGUUAUAAAUUUACCACCUUCUGCUAGUGACCUGGCACCCAAGAAGAAGUUCAUCAUUAGAGGAAUUCAACCUAGACAAUUUGCCGUGAAUAUCGAUGUAGCCAAUUAUGAAGCAUUGAAACCCACUGUCAAGACCAGUUCUAUCAAUCCUGGUGAGAACCAUAAGUUACCUAUCGGACAUGUAGAUGUUGAGAAAUUCAAUCAUUUAGUUUCAGAAUCUCUGGAGAAUAUCUUGGUUGAAGGCACUAGAAUCAGUAAGAACCUGGAAUUUGUAAAUCAAAUUAAUGAAUCAAGUCAUGAAAUCUUGGAAUAUAUCAUUAAUGAAGUUUUGGAUAAUACUGAAAACUCUGUAGAAGAGAAUAUUUUCAGAUUAUACAAUAGUCAUUGGUUGCCUGAAUUAGUCUAUGCCAAUCCUUCUUUGGUCGAGAGUGGAAUUAUAAACAUUGGCUGGUUGAAAUAUUUGAUCUAGAUAGUGUAAUAGUAAUAUAAUAGUGCAAAAUUGU